Hevea brasiliensis (rubber tree) is the source of this 1156-nucleotide messenger RNA. Its product is annotated as ras-related protein RABH1e. Bases 163 to 786 code for a protein of 207 amino acids. NCBI's taxonomy places the organism in Eukaryota, Viridiplantae, Streptophyta, Magnoliopsida, Malpighiales, Euphorbiaceae. Gene Ontology annotation, molecular function: GTPase activity; GTP binding. The record is from RefSeq and is a predicted model, not a curated record. The transcript is spliced from 6 exons.
GUGUCGUCGUGGUUGGCGGUUUCUGCUCGUCCGUAUACGUUAAAUGGAAUGAACUCAAAAAGUUUCAAAUCUGGGUGUUGAGUAAAUUUUUUAGAGAGAAAUUCUUUGAGAUUCAGAUCUGUAAACAAAUACCCAACAAGCACAAACAAUCACAGUAACAAAAUGGCGACAGUGUCUCCACUCGCUAAAUACAAGCUGGUGUUCUUAGGAGAUCAAUCUGUAGGCAAAACCAGCAUCAUCACUCGCUUCAUGUACGAUAAAUUCGACACGACUUACCAGGCUACCAUUGGGAUUGAUUUUUUGUCCAAAACAAUGUACCUUGCAGAUCGGACGGUUCGUUUACAGCUUUGGGAUACUGCUGGGCAAGAAAGAUUUAGGAGUCUCAUACCAAGCUAUAUCAGGGAUUCUUCCGUUGCUGUAAUUGUCUAUGACGUGGCUAAUAGGCAAUCAUUUUUGAACACUUCUAAGUGGAUUGAGGAGGUACGAACAGAACGAGGCAGUGAUGUCAUUAUUGUCCUUGUUGGGAACAAAACUGAUCUUGUUGAGAAAAGGCAAGUUUCCAUAGAGGAAGGAGAUAACAAGGCAAAAGAGUUUGGAGUAAUGUUUAUAGAAACCAGCGCAAAAGCAGGGUUCAAUAUUAAGCCUUUAUUCCGGAAAAUUGCUUCUGCCUUACCGGGGAUGGAAACGCUUUCUUCAACGAAACAAGAAGACAUGGUUGAUGUGAACCUCAAGCCUACUGUCAAUUCAUCCCAGAAUGAGCAGCAAGGAGGCGGUUGCGCAUGUUAGAGAUUUUGUAUUUAAAAAAAAAAAUGAAGACAGGAAUUGAAGCACUUUCAAUACUCAAUUAUACCCCCAACUGAAAUCAGAAUACAAGAGGAAUGGUGAUUUUGACAUGAACUACUCUGACAGCAAGAAGAUAAUUGCAACAGAUUGGUGCCAUUUGUUCAAUAUGCCAUCCAGGUUUCAAUUUUCUUGGGGCAGAAAUCCACAAGGUGGUAAAAUCGACACUUGAUUUGUUUCAUCAUAUUUGUUAAUUAUUAAUUUUUAUUUUGUGAUUUCUUUUCACUGAAACUUCUUUCUUCUUUGAGUGAUUCUUGAACAGUAUUCUAUUUUAGUUUUUUUUUUUUAAUUGACAUAGAAGGAAAUUCUUAGCUUA